Molecule: messenger RNA, 525 nt
Organism: Ilex paraguariensis (yerba mate)
Lineage: Eukaryota; Viridiplantae; Streptophyta; Magnoliopsida; Aquifoliales; Aquifoliaceae
Source: the annotation of a GenBank genome assembly
AUGGAAGGGGGAACCAAAUCGAUGUCGAGUGUCCACAAUCUUGGUGAGGACGACCCUCGUGUUGCUCCCAGGAACCUAGGUGGUGCCACAACGAGUCAUAGUGACACAUCAGGUAACACCAUAACAAAGCCUAGGGAGACGCCCAACUUAGCGGGUGAUGGUGGCGCCAGACGAGGCUUCGGCUUGGAUGUUUUAGCUACUCAUGAUGCAGGGCAGUGUAGGGGCGUUGAUAGGCCCGAGGUAGAUGGUGGCGUCAUCUGCAUGGGAGGCAUCAACAGUAGGGAAGUCGACACCAUCAACGUGGGAGACACCAUCAACGAGAGGGAAGACGGUGCCCAUGGCAGAUGGCAUCCAACUAGAGAUGCUAGUGGAGUGGGCGAGACUGGUAGGAAGGCGGAUGAGCACAAGUUAGGCAGCGCCGGUGGGCAGGGUGACUUUGGUGGAGGUUUGGGCGCGAUGGGUGACGUUAGUGGAGGCUUGGGCGCGACAUUCAACAUUGGUGGAGGCUUAGGCAAGUGGGCAUAA